UCUUCCAGCCAGGCGUCCAACGACCAAAUGGGAGGAACGCGCCUGCGCCGGGGCGCCGCUCGGCUGCUCGGCUCCGCAGUAGCUGUUCUCGGCGGAUGCACCUGCUGGCACCGGACAGUCAGGACUGGCUCUACACUUGAGUCUGACUGAGGAAUUCGUACUCUUCUCACAUCGCAAGACAAGAAACGGCUGCGAGAAAGGACCGGCGUAACCCGGGAAACGUCCCGGGGUGGCCCCUGAGCGCCCUGCCGGGCAGCUCAAAUCAAGGAUUACCUUGAUCCCGCUUCUCUCCGUAAGCAGCGUCUAACUGGACAAGAGCUCGGCCAUGCAGCCACCGCCACAGGCUGUCCCACCCAGUGUGGUGGGGCCGCCUCCGGCGGGGAGCCCCCCGAACGUGCUGUGGCCCAGCGGCUCGUACCGGAGACCGGCACCUGCUGGCGCCCCGGGAGCCGCAGUGGCUCACCCACUGCAGCCGGUGACGGACCCCUUCGCAUUCAGCAGACAGGUGCAGCAGGGCGCCGCACCGGCCCUGGCCCCACCCCCACCAGCGCUCUUUCAGCACCCCGGUCUGCCGGUGCCGCACUCAGAUGCCGAGGGCAGCUGCCAAGGACCACGUGAGCUCCUGCCGAGACCUCUGUCCCAGCCCCGGCCGGGGGCGAGUCCCUUUUCCGGCGUGCUGACUCCCCCAGCACCCCCCGGGCCCGAGAUGAGCAGGGGGGCCGAGGUCGUCUCCAGCCCCGAGCGCCACGCUCAGGCCCAGUACAUUCCAGCAGCGGGUCCGGACGCUCCGUACGGGGGCCCUCUGCGUGGGGGCGUGCCUGGGCCCGACAGGCCCCCAAGUGGGCAGAACCCCCACAGCAGCGCUGCGGCCCCCCCUUUCUUCUCUCAGCCUCGCCAGCAAGUGCCCGGGCAGUGGGGGCCCGUGCACGGAGGCCCAGAGGCCUUGGGCCAGCAUUACCGGCCCUGCCCAGAAGGGCUUUUUCCAAAUGCGGUGCCCCAGGCCUCCGGUGUGUCCCACUUCCUUGCUCCGUCCAGCCUACCUCAGGGUCCUGACCGAGAGCAACACGACCCCCCCGUCGCAGGGCCCUCAGCUGGCGACGGGAGAGAGGAGAUGGCCUACGUGCCAAGUGGGAACCACUCGGCGAGGCACUUCGACCUGGACGGCGCGCUCAGGCCGCACCCCAGCGCGGGGAACCCUCGGGCCGGCUGGGAGGCCAGGCCGAGCCCCAGGGUGCAUAAGGAGCCGGCGGCAGACCCUGCUCUGGUGAAUCCCUUUGCUCAGGGAAGCGGCCCAGAAGGCCUUGCCAACUCGGGCGCGCUCGCCAUGUUUUUCCAAGGAGGAGAGACGGAAAACGAGGAGACCCUCUCGUCUGAAAACACGGGCUCCGCUGCUCAGUCCGGCGCGGCCGGUGUCUUCCCCGGCCCUGGCCUGGGCCCUCCCCCUGCGCACGGUGGUGCAGGCAGCGCUUACCAGGCUUUUCCCAGAGGCCCGCGCAGCGAGACCGCGCAGCAGGGAGGAGACACGCAGCCUUACUUCCCUCGGUCCGCGGGCACCCAGCACGAUAAGCCGCCCGCCCGGACCACGGCCGUGGACCUGUGGGGCGACGUGGCAGGCGCCGGACCUCCCGACACGGGGGGCACUCACUGCGAGAACGCGGAGAACUUGGAGUUUGUGCAGAACCAGGAGGUUCUCCCGAGCGAGCCCCCCGGUUCGGGUGCUUUCUCCCCGGGCGAUCAGCUCAGAUACGGGCCCCUUCCCGGGCCCGCGGCCCCCAGGCUCAGCGCCGCGGGCCACGCUGGAGGCGGGGGCUCGAGUCUCGAGGCCCUGGACGCGCCGCCGCACCCUGUGCGGUCGGACAGCGUGUCGUCCGCUUACAGCGGCAGGAGCCGCCGCAGCGGGCCCGGAGCCGCCAGGCCGCAGGACCUGGGCACCUUCAUCCAGCAGGAGGCUGGGAAGGCCGAGGACGAGGCUCCCGGGAGCUUCUUCAAGCAGAUCGACUCUUCUCCCGUAGGGGGCGAGACCGACGGGAGCCCCGGUCCCCGCAGCAGCCGGUCCCAGCCCUUGACCCCAAGUCCCCCCAAACCCACAGGGGUGUUUCAGACGAGUGCAAACAGCUCUUUUGAACCAGUGAGGUCCCACCUCGUUGGAGUAAAACCAGCGGAGGCAGACCGUGCCAACGUGGUGGGGGAGGUGAAGGCGGCCCCCACCCCUCAGGCGCGGAGGCCGGCCGCCGUCCUGCCCGAUGCCUGCCCCGGCAACCUGGAGCAGCCGCCAGACAACAUGGAGACCCUCCUCCCGCCCCAGGCCUGUCCGCUGCCUCCCACCACCCCCGCCGAAGCCGGUCAUGGGCUUCCACACCCUGGGGGGCCGCCCUUGGAGACCGUGCUUCUGACCCCUGAGAAGAGGCCCUCUGCCCGGGCCCAAGGGGCCCUGAAGUGUGAGAGCCCAGCCACGACUCUGUGGGCGCAGAACGAGCUGCCGGACUUCGGGGGCAACGUCCUUCUCGCCCCCGCCGCCCCUGCGCUUCACGUGCCCGGGAGGCCUCCGCCGUCGGGUGUGACUCAGCCUCCGGACGAGGGGGUGCCUGGUCAGCUGUCCCGGCGGCCGGGCUGCCUGCCCCCUCUGCAGGGCGGGGACAGCAUCGGCGCCUCCGAGAACCUCGAGAACCCUCCCAAGCUGGGGGAAGAAGAGGCCCUCCCGUCGCAGGCCAGGUCUGGUUAUGCCAGUCUGCUGUCCUCGCCGCCCACCGAGUCUUUGCAGAACCAGCCCGUCUUGGUCGCUCAGCCCGAUCGGAGCUCCAGUCUAGCUCAGCCCGUGCAUUUCCCAGCGUCCUCGUCGGGCGCUAACGAGAAGGCCCCGUCCCGGAGAGAGGCUUGGGCCGGGGACAGGCCUGCCGUGGGCAGCCGGGCCCCUGGGGCCGAUUCCGGAGAAGCCGCGCCUCCGCCCGGGGUGCCUCUGCCUGAGGGUCUCGCCCAGAGCGGUUUCCCACAAGCCUCUGGUGCUUCCGAAGCGGCCUCCACUCAGCCUGCCAGUUUGCUGGUUCAGUCGCCGUCUCGUCCAACCCCAAGGAACUCGCUUCCGGAAGGCCAGAAGACACAGGGCUCGGAGAGCGCCCUUCCGGAGCUGGCUGGCAGCGCUGCCGGGAGCGCAGGCUUCACGCUGGUGUCGCCCGCAGACCCCGCCCUGGGGCCGCGUGGUGACAAGGCAGAGCGCCCUGGUGGCCGGGAGGAGACCCCAGGAGCCCUGGACUUCACGUUGCAUGGGACCCUAGAGCACCCCGUAAGACUGUGUAGCCCGUCCCCUUCCGGAGGCCCAGCCUCUCAUCAGCUGGCCGCCCCCAGUCACCCCGGACUGCCUGGGCCUGGGGUGCAUGACCCGGCCCGUUUCUACCAACAGGUGGCAAAAGGGGCUCAGGAGCAGCGCGGCCUGGAGAGAGUCCAGCAGGGUCCGGCUCCCCCGCCCCCACAAGGGUCCAGAGCAGCAGCCUCCGAACCCGCAAACCCAGAAAGUCUGCCACUGCGAGGACGGCCCCCAGACGCCGCAAGCCCGGCUCCAGCUGACCCCGCCCAGCAGCCGCUCCCUCGGCCGCCUCGGUCCUCCAGCGCGUCGCUCGUGUCCGGCAGCCCGAGCCAGGCGGCCGUGCCGCCGGGCCAGCAGUGGGCGCAGCCCCCACCCCUGGACCCGGCGUCGUACUAUUACUACAGGGCCCCGUACGACGGCUUCCAGGCCCAGCACCCCUCCCCGUACCUGCCGGACCCUGGCGCCGCCCCGCUCUUCUACCAGGACGUGUACAGCCUCUACGAGCCCAGGUACAGGCCCUACGAGGGUGCGGCCCACCCCUACGCCGACAACUACCGCUGCCCCGAGCCCGAGCGGCCCAGCUCCCGGGCGAGCCACUGCUCAGACCGGCCGUCUGCCAGGCAAGGGCACCCCGAAGGCCACUCGGAUCCCAGACGCGGGUGGAGCAGCCAGAGCGACUACGCCAGCUACUACUGCGGCCAGUACGACUACGGAGAGCCGGGUCGCUGGGACCGGUACCCCUACGGCUCCAGGUUCCGGGACCCCCGCCCCUACGACCGCGGUUACUGGUACGAUGCCGACUACGACCUGUACAGGAAGGAGAGCUACGCUUACACCGACAGGCCCGAGAGGUACGACGACCCCUGGAAGUACGACCCUCGCUUCACAGGGAGUUUCGACGAUGACCCCGAGCCCCGCAGGGACCCCUACGGGGACGACGCGGACCGCCGCAGCGUGCACAGCGAGCGCUCGGCGCAGAGCCUGCGCAGCCGCCGCAGCAGCUUCAGCGCCCACUCGCAGCAGAGUCAGGUCUACAGAGGUCGCGGUGUGACUGCGGGCCCUUACGAGGCCCCGCCUCCGCCAGGCUCCUUCCACGGGGACUACACCUAUGACGCCUACGUCGGCAGUGUCAGCGGCGCCCAGGGCUUCUCGGAGUACGGCUACCCUGCCGACUGGCCCACCGUGGAGCAAGCUCCGUCGAGACCCACGUCCCCCGAGAAGUUCUCGGUGCCUCACGUCUGCGCCAGGUUCGGCCCCGGGGGCCAGCUCAUCAAAGUGAUCCCUAACCUGCCUUCGGAGGGGCAGCCGGCCUUGGUGGAGGUGCACAGCAUGGAGACGCUGCUGCAGCACCUGCCGGAGCAGGAGGAGAUGCGUGCAUUCCCGGGGCCGCUCGGCAAAGACGACACCCAUAAAGUGGAUGUUAUUAAUUUUGCACAGAACAAAGCCACAAAAUGUUUGCAGAACGAGAACUUAAUUGACAAAGAGUCUGCAAAUCUGCUCUGGAACUUUAUCAUUCUGCUGUGCAGACAAAACGGGACCGUGGUGGGUACCGACAUCGCGGAGUUGUUGUUGCAAGACCACAAGACGGUGUGGCUUCCUGGGAAGUCGCCCAACGAGGCCAACCUGAUCGACUUCACGAACGAGGCCCUGGAGCAGGCCGAGGAGGAGGAGUCAGGGGAGGCCCAGCUCUCGUUCCUCACGGACAGCCAGGCCGCCGCCGCCAGCUCCCGGGAGAAGGAGACGGAGCGGUUCCGAGAGCUGCUGCUCUACGGCCGUAAGAAGGACGCUUUGGAGUCUGCGAUGAAGAACGGCUUGUGGGGUCACGCUCUGCUGCUCGCCAGCAAGAUGGACAGCCGGACCCACGCCCGCGUCAUGACCAGGUUCGCCAACAGUCUCCCCAUCAACGACCCCCUGCAGACCGUCUACCAGCUGAUGUCCGGGCGGAUGCCCGCGGCCUCCACGUGCUGCGGAGACGAGAAGUGGGGGGACUGGCGGCCGCACCUGGCGAUGGUCCUGUCCAACCUGAGCCACAACGUGGAGGUGGAGUCGAGGACGAUGGCCACGAUGGGUGACACGCUAGCCUCGAGGGGCCUCCUGGAUGCCGCCCACUUCUGCUACCUCAUGGCCCAGGUCGGGUUCGGCGUGUACCCGAAGAAGACCGCAAAGCUCGUGCUGAUCGGGUCGAGCCACAGUUUACCGUUUCCAAAGUUUGCGACCAACGAGGCCAUCCAGCGGACGGAGGCCUACGAGUACGCCCAGUCGCUGGGCGCCCAGUGCGACCCCCUGCCCAGCUUCCAGGUGUUCAAGUUCAUCUACUCGUGCCGCCUGGCGGACCUGGGGCUGGCCACCCAGGCCUUCCACUACUGCGAGGCCAUCGCCAGGAGCAUCCUGUUGCGACCCCAGAGCCACUCCCCUGUGCUCAUUGGCCGGCUGGUUGAGGUCGCUUCCCGGCUGCGGCUCUUCGACCCGCAGCUGAAGGAGAGGCCGGAGGAGGAGUCCUUUGCGGAGCCCGCCUGGCUGGCCCAGCUGCAGCGGGUGCAGAAGCAGGUUGAGGAGGGCGCUGCGCCGUGGAGCCAGGACGCGGCCGUCCCCCGGCCCUGCCCCAGCACACCAAGCUCCGAGGGCGGGCAGCGUGACGGCCCGGAGCUGGAGCGGCCCUCAGACCUGGGCACCGAGAACCCACUGCUGGCGCCACCCAUGCCCAGCGCCGAGCACCCCGGCCAGGGCGUGUGGCUGCUGCCCUCAGCUCUGCCGACACUCCACGACAGCCAGCCCGCCUUCCCGGCCGGGGUGCCCAUGUUCCCGGUGCCGCCCCUGGGCCCUGCCGAGCCGGGGCCCGGCUAUGGGCUCCCAGGCUCUGCGCUGGGCUUUGCCGAGCCCCCGGGGCCCGGCCUGCCACCCAGCGCGCCAUCAUCCCUCCAGGACAGCGAGCGCCCCCUGCGGGAGGCCAGGCCCCAGGACCCAGGAACGGUGCUGCCGGACCCCCGGGGGGGAGACUCGCUGGCAGAGCGGAGAGAAGAGGACUUCGGCGGCACAUUCGACGUGGGCUCCUCGAGGACACUGCCGGACUCGGGGGCCGCCCCGGCGUGGGGGGCCCUGCAGCCCCCGUCCCUGACGCCCGCUCCUGAAGCAGCGAAGGGCCCGGGACAAGCGGCCAGAAAGGAGCCCAAGAAGGGCAGCGAGUCCUGGUUCUCCUGGCUCAUCCGGAAGAAGAAGCCGGAAGCGUUUCUGCCAGCAGACACGCACAAGACGAUCGUCUGGGACCAUGAGAAGAACCGGUGGGUGGACACCAGCGAGCCAGAGGAGGAGAAGAAAGCUCCGCCCCCGCCUCCAGUGUCGCUCCCUAAGGCUCCACAGGCCCCAGCCCCUGGGCCUGGAGGGCCCCCCCGAGCGUCCGUGAACAUGUUCUCCAGGAAAGCAGGCGGCACGCGGGCGCGCUACGUGGACGUCCUGAACCCGGGCGGGCCCCAGCGCGCCGACCCGGCCCCGGCCCCCGCGGACCUCUUCGCCCCGCUGGCCCCGCUCCCGCUGCCGGCAUCCGUGUUCGGACCAAACCCAGAAGCAGAGGGAGCCCCGCCCGCAGAGGGGGCUGGCAGGGAGGGGCACGCCGCAGCUGGGGGUCCAGCCCAUCCGGAGCCUUCUUCGGAGCCCAAGGCGGUCAGCUCGGCAGCCUCGCUCCCUGCGCUGGACCUGGCCCCCUGCCCCGCGGACGGCCCCCAGGGGGGCGAGCUUUCGCGCUGUAGCUCAAUGAGUUCCCUGUCGCGGGAAGUGAGCCAGCAUCUCAACCAGGCUCCCGGUGACCAGCCCCCGGCCGCAGGCACCCCCGGGGCCUCCGUGCCCUUCUACAACCCCACGCAGUUUGCACAGGCCCCUGCCGCCGCGGGGAGUUCAAGGUCGGGGAGGAUCGGCCAGAGGAAGUACCCGGCGCUGAGAUAGACCGGCCCCUGUUCUGCAUUAGCCUUGGACGCUCGGACCGCUUGCCUGCCACCGCCUUCCGACCGGUGGCGCCCGGCCCUGCCGCCAGAGCCCGCCCUGCAGCCCCUCCGAGACCCGAGACCCGGAGUGGAGGCGUGCCCUCGGCUCAGAGGCUCACGCCCGAAGGGGGCCUCGAGGAGACACCGCCUGGUCCCCGGGGUGGCGCUCCGAGCGUGGCUGGACUCUGCCAUGGGGCAGGCUUGGAACCUCAGGGACGGGGCGUCCCUCACAGCCCGACGCGAACCGCUGCCAGGCCCGUCCCCGGCUCGUCCGGGACACUGGGAGGAAGGACGCGCCGACUUC
This is a messenger RNA of Phyllostomus discolor (pale spear-nosed bat), 7579 nucleotides long. RefSeq names its product SEC16 homolog A, endoplasmic reticulum export factor (gene SEC16A). Gene Ontology annotation, cellular component: ER to Golgi transport vesicle membrane; endoplasmic reticulum exit site. The coding region runs from base 326 to 7237 and encodes 2303 amino acids. Gene Ontology annotation, biological process: autophagy; COPII vesicle coat assembly; Golgi organization. The transcript is spliced from 31 exons. The record is from RefSeq and is a predicted model, not a curated record. Lineage: Eukaryota; Metazoa; Chordata; Mammalia; Chiroptera; Phyllostomidae.